AUGAAUCCAACAAAAAGAUGUGCUGCUUGCAAAUAUCUGAGAAGAAGAUGUCCAAAAGAUUGCAUUUUCUCACCUUAUUUCCCUCCAAACGAUCCUGAGAAAUUUGCAUGUAUCCACAGAAUCUAUGGAGCUGGAAAUGUUUCCAAAAUGCUUCAGCAACUUCCUGUUCAGACAAGAGCUGAAGCAGUGGAAUCUUUGUGUUUUGAAGCAAAAUGCAGAGUAGAAGAUCCUGUUUACGGAUGUGUUGGGAUUGUUUCUUUACUCCAAACUCAAAUUCAGAAAACCGAAAAUCUUUUGGCUAAAACUCAAGCUGAGAUUGCUCUUGCUCAAACCCAAAAUUCUGAAUUUAUGUAA
Messenger RNA from Arabis nemorensis, 354 nucleotides. The record is from the annotation of a GenBank genome assembly. Lineage: Eukaryota; Viridiplantae; Streptophyta; Magnoliopsida; Brassicales; Brassicaceae.